ACGAAUUGUUCAAGAUAUUAUUAGAGUUGGUGAUAUAUUCAUUUUGGGCGCUCAAACCUGUUCUGCCUACUCUAAAUUUAUCACACGUUCGACAGGAAGUCACAAGUAAUGAACAAGCAUUUGAUAACGAUAUUACUCAUUGUAGGGAUAUCUAGUCCCUGCUUUCGUCUUUAUGGAGGAGCCAUGACGAUUUCUGGGAUACACAUUGCAAAAAGCACGUUGGAGGAUUACGUGAAACAAUGCUGGCAAGAUUUUGUUGAUCUAAUGGACAAUGGAGUUCCCGGGCUGAACAUCCCGACUUUCGACCCAUGGUUUGCCAAUAACAGCUUCCCAUUCCGCAUGCAAGAUGGCGAAAGUGCCCUCCGGGCAGAUGUCAAUGCGACGAAUGUUACAUCCCUCGGCUUUUCUUCGGUGCAGGUACCGGUGGUCUAUGAAACAUCUGAGUCGCAUUACAAUGUGUCUUUAUCACUUCCUGAUUUGAAAAUAAGCGGACUUUACACCAUUAUUGGCAGUCAUCACUAUUUUUAUCCCAUUGUCGGAAAUGGGCCAUUUGAUAUGACUUUGCUGGAUGUGUCGUCAAAUGGGACGACAUCUGUCCUUUUCGACGGUACUGUGUAUAGUUUGACCAAAGUGGUGCUGACCCCACUGAUAUACGGUUCUGCAACUUCUGAAUUCUACGGUCUUUCCAUUUCUGACGCGGGUAGUACAUCCGAUACUUACAUUGAGAUCGUCCACCAAAUGACCGAGCUUUUGUGGUCCCAUAUUGAAGAGGAACUUCGGAUGCAAUUAAGCGAUUCGAUUACUCAAUACCUGAAUGACCAGCUCUUGGAUUUUCAACCUAGCAGUAUGCUUUACCAGCCCUGAAUAAACUUCACCUGGCACUUCA
This is a messenger RNA of Daphnia carinata, 886 nucleotides long. RefSeq lists its product as uncharacterized. The record is from RefSeq and is a predicted model, not a curated record. The transcript is spliced from 7 exons. NCBI's taxonomy places the organism in Eukaryota, Metazoa, Arthropoda, Branchiopoda, Diplostraca, Daphniidae. Bases 109 to 864 code for a protein of 251 amino acids.